Nicotiana tabacum (common tobacco) is the source of this 485-nucleotide messenger RNA. The record is from RefSeq and is a predicted model, not a curated record. Lineage: Eukaryota; Viridiplantae; Streptophyta; Magnoliopsida; Solanales; Solanaceae.
UUAAAGAAAAAAAAAAAAAAAACUAACCACAUCUGUUAACCCAAAGCCCAGAUAUAUCAUUUUAUAUUCAUUACAAAAUUUGUCUUCAUAUAUAUGCAAUGCUUACUGUACAUGGAAGAUAGUUUUCUAUAUUAUCUGCUCUGCCUUGUGUUUUCUGUAUCGAGGUAUACUGAUUUUGCUUCACUUUUUUCAUGAUGUCCUUCAGGGCAAAGCAAGCAAUUAACAGCUAUGGAUAGAGAGAAUUCAGAGCUGUACCUGCGUAACUAUCAGAUUAUGUGGGAGAAUGAGAGGCUGCGGAAGAAAGCUCAACGUCUCAACCAGGAGAAUCAAGCUUUGUUAUCAGAGCUGAAACGGAAAUUAGCAGCUAUAAAUGCCAAGCGGAAACCUGAAUUUGAAGUUAAUAUGGGUUCCAGUUCUGUCAGCGAUCAAAUGGAAGCCAACAAACGUCAGGUACUGGAAUGAAAGUGAUGUUCCAAGUCACUUCC